Phalaenopsis equestris is the source of this 2307-nucleotide messenger RNA. RefSeq names its product calcium-dependent protein kinase 26. Gene Ontology annotation, molecular function: calcium ion binding; ATP binding; calcium/calmodulin-dependent protein kinase activity. Bases 358 to 1974 code for a protein of 538 amino acids. The transcript is spliced from 7 exons. Lineage: Eukaryota; Viridiplantae; Streptophyta; Magnoliopsida; Asparagales; Orchidaceae. The record is from RefSeq and is a predicted model, not a curated record. Gene Ontology annotation, biological process: peptidyl-serine phosphorylation; intracellular signal transduction; protein autophosphorylation. Gene Ontology annotation, cellular component: cytoplasm; nucleus.
CCGAUGGGCACUGGCCCGUUGAAAAUUCGCGGAACCUCCACAUGGAAAAAUUGGGAGCAAGCUCGCAGUUUGUUGGUCAGCGCCUUCCUUCCCAGUCGUUGCUCUUCCCGUCAACUUUAACGAAUAAAUUAUCAAUUUUUAUCUAAUUUUCAUCAUCUAUAAAUGAACAUAGCUCCCAAAGUAUCUGUUUGAUCCUCGAUUCCACAAAAUCGGCGUAGCUGCCUCUCACCCCUGUUCUCUCCGUCCCAAAAUUCGGAUUUUUGAGCCAUCGCAGUCCCCGAAUUCGUGAUUUAUUCUAUAAUUACUGUUCAAAAUUAGGAUUUUGAUCAGCCGCUCGGCAAUCGAUGUGUCGAUUUCAUGGGCAAUACAUGCCGGGGAUCAUCCGGGAGCAAGUAUUUUCAAUCAUACGCGGAGCCGACGGAGCUUUGCGGAUCUAAACGGAGUUUCUCUUCUUUCAAUCCUUCGAUCCCUUCACAUUCCUCCGACGAGGAACUCACCUGCUCCGGCGGCAUGAAACGGGCCGUUGAUCCUCCGGCUAACUCGGUGCUCGGCCACAAAACACCUAACAUCUACGACUCCUUCAAACUCGGUCGGAAAUUAGGGCAAGGGCAGUUCGGAACUACGUAUUUGUGCACGGAGAUCGCCACCGGGAUUGAGUACGCCUGCAAGUCGAUUACCAAGCGUAAGUUGAUUACUAAAGAGGAUGUGGAGGAUGUUCGACGGGAGAUACAGAUAAUGCAUCAUCUCUCCGGCCAUAAGAACGUGGUGCAGAUCCAGGGCGCGUAUGAAGAUCCGCUUUAUGUCCAUAUCGUCAUGGAGCUCUGCGGUGGAGGAGAGCUGUUCGAUCGGAUUAUUCAGAGGGGGCAUUACAGUGAGAGGAAAGCCGCGGAGCUGAUCAAAAUUGUUGUUGGAGUCGUUCAGGCUUGUCAUUCUCUCGGCGUCAUGCAUCGUGACCUAAAACCGGAGAAUUUUCUGCUUGCUAACAGGGAUGAUGAUUUAUCUCUCAAGGCAAUUGAUUUUGGGCUCUCUGUGUUUUUCAAACCAGGCCAGAUCUUCACUGAUGUGGUUGGGAGCCCAUAUUAUGUAGCUCCAGAGGUACUCUGCAAACACUACGGACCAGAAGCUGAUGUCUGGACAGCUGGUGUUAUACUCUAUAUAUUGUUGAGCGGAGUGCCGCCCUUCUGGGCCGAAACACAACAAGGCAUAUUUGAUGCAGUUUUAAAGGGUCAGCUUGAUUUUGACUCAGAACCAUGGCCUUUGAUAUCUGACAGUGCUAAGGAUCUUAUCAGAAAAAUGAUUUGCCCUCGUCCUCAAGAUCGAUUGACCGCCCAUGAAGUACUAUGUCAUCCUUGGAUUUGUGAGAAUGGUGUUGCUCCUGAUAGCGCUCUGGAUCCUGCGGUUCUCUCUCGGCUUAAGCAAUUCUCGGCAAUGAAUAAAUUGAAGAAGAUGGCUCUUCGAGUCAUAGCAGAAAGUCUCUCAGAAGAGGAGAUAGCUGGAUUACGAGAAAUGUUCCUGGCAAUGGACACAGAUAGUAGUGGAACAAUUACAUUCGAUGAGCUGAAGGCUGGUCUUAGAAGAUAUCGUUCAACAUUAAAAGAUACGGAAAUUCGAUGUCUUAUGGAUGCCGCCGAUGUUGACAGCAAUGGCACAAUCGAUUAUGGAGAGUUCAUUGCUGCAACUGUUCAUCUCAAUAAGUUGGAGCACGAAGAACAUUUGGCGGCCGCGUUCUCGUACUUCGAUAAGGACGGAAGUGGGUACAUAACAGUUGAUGAACUUCAACAAGCCUGCAAGGAGCAUAACAUCACUAAUGUGUUCAUUGACGACAUCAUUAAAGAAGUUGAUCAGGAUAAUGAUGGCCGGAUCGACUACGGUGAAUUCGUCGCGAUGAUGCGAAAAGGAAACAUGGGAAAUUUGGGGCUCGGCCUUGGAAGGAGGACGAUGCGGAAUAGUCUGAGAAUGAGCACGAGAGAGUAAUCAGCGAGGAAUCAACAAACCAAACCAUCCAUAAGAAGCGAAGGUCUUGCUUGUAAAAUUCUACAUUUUGUGUCUUUAUAUGAAAAUUGUGAGAAGAAACAGCAGAGCUCUUGAAGAUUUAUGUAUCUUCAGUACAGAAAUUAAGAGUUUUGCUGCAUAGCAUCUGGAGCCAUGGAAAGCUGUUUUCAGUGUAAGUUAAAGUUUGUGUUAAAUUAUUACAAAAAUACCCUUUCUCAGAGGAUUAGAAGAGAAUUCUUUUACCUGAAACCAUUAAAACUAUAGUACAGAUAAUUACACUGACAUUAUUUUUGAAACAUAGAUGAAAUAAAGUGA